Messenger RNA from Homalodisca vitripennis (glassy-winged sharpshooter), 2519 nucleotides. RefSeq names its product zinc finger MYM-type protein 5-like. The coding region runs from base 473 to 1543 and encodes 356 amino acids. The transcript is spliced from 2 exons. The record is from RefSeq and is a predicted model, not a curated record. NCBI's taxonomy places the organism in Eukaryota, Metazoa, Arthropoda, Insecta, Hemiptera, Cicadellidae.
GUUAACAUUUUAAACCAUGACGAUAACCAGAGAAAUGAGAAUUAUACUCAACAGUUAAGUUAAAAGUACUGAUUAAUCAUUUAACCAUAUCAUCAAGAUUCAAGAUCGAAAUUGCCAUAGCUAAAUAUUAUUCCGCCGUUUAAACUAACUCCAGGAUCUCCGUGUAAAUCCUUAAGAGAAAUAUUUUAUUUGUUUAGGGCGAUUAGGUUGGCAGUGGCUCAACUGGCAACACUGUCUUGUCUGCCGUCUGCUGUCUGUCACAGUCACAUCACAGCCGUUAGUGAUGUACUGAUGUGAAUGUGAGUCGUGAGUUUUGAGUUUGAGUACCUAUUGCAACAGAACAAAACUGUCUCGUUUGAAGAAGCUCGGAUACGGACGUUAAUGAAGGUUGAAUGUGCGUGUAUUUGUUAUGCGUAUGGUAUGUCUUAUGUUAUGUUGUAGAUUUGUGAUUUGUUCAUAACUAAAACUAAAGAUGCCUAAGAGAGCAAAAACGUUGUACAAAUUUAAAUGCCUAGAAGUGAUGUGCAACACGAUCCAUCGCAAAGACAAAUGGUUGGAUCACUGUAAGAAGAAACAUAGUUACAAGUUUAAGAACAAUUUAAAAAUCAAUUAUAAAGUGGUUGAAAUAAAAGUCGACAACGGCCCAUGGCAAAAAUACGUUCCAGACCCAAGCCCAAGCCAAUCUACAUCCCUGGAUGACAUCCCUCAUACUUUGACGAGUAGGCCUACCCAAGACCAAGAUGAAGAUGUUUUUGAGCCAACAUCAGAAAGUUUCCAAGAUAAAUCUACCAGCGAGAUCGAGACUGAUGCAAUUACUCUACCACUACUAGAAGUCACAGACUCUGAACUAGAAACACAAAGAUCAAACCAAGAACUGGAAGAACAGGAACCUGACAAUUUUGGAACAAGUGAUGUAGAUGAACCAGACUCGGAUAUUUCAUCUAAUGAAGAUCACAGUGAUCCAGCUUCAUAUGCUAACCUCAAGCUCUCUCCUGAAGACAUAAAUGAGGCUCUAAAUUUGGAAAAUCAAGACUUAUCAUCAAUAGAAUUUCCUUCAACGGGUGGAAGAAAAUUUAAUCCUCUGUGGAAAAAUUGUAUAUUGCCCAAUAACAGUGUGAAACCUAGGAAGUGGCUAGUGUACAGUAAAAAAAAGGACGCUGUAUUUUGUUUGCCUUGCACACUAUUUGCACUUCCAACUGAACGGUCUGUAUGGGGAACAACCGGCUACAGAGGGUGGACAGAGCAUAGAGGAGAAAGAGAUUUUUUACUCCACGAGACUUCCAAAAAUCAUAUAUCUGCAGAGGUUGCCAGAAUUCAAUGGAUCUCACAAAAGAGAAUAGAUUCGAGCCUUGCUCAACAAUGUAACAGAGCAGUUGACCAAAACCGAGAAGUCCUGUCAGUUGUCAUUGAUUGUUGUAGUUACUUGAGUGAGGAAAUGAUUGCCUUUCGCAAAAACGAUGUUUUAGAAGGAAAGCUGUUAGGGUUAUUUAGACUUAUAGGAAAAUAUAGCCCAGAUGCGAGAGUUUAUCUUGAAAAAAAUUGAUAGAGCAAGGGCUGAGAAUGUAAGACUGGGAUCUAAUUUCUUGAGUUACAGGAAUAUUUUUGAUCUUAUCAAUACAAUGAGUGACGUGGUAGUUAAUAAAAUUGUAACAAGUGUGACUUUAACCAACAUUUAUUCGAUUAUACUAGACUCUACCCAGGAUGUGAGUAAAAAAGAAUGUACCACUAUCAUAGUUCGCUACAUUGAACACAUGGAUGAUACACAACAAACUACAAUAUCAAACGUAAAACCAAAAGAGCGCUUGGUCAAGGUUUUUACAAGUGGGGAUACAUCCGGGGAAAUGUUGUUUAGAGAGCUAAAGAAAUGCUUAACAGCCCUAAACCUUGAUCCCAAAGGUAUAGUGGGCCAGAGUAUGGACGGUGCAGGGAACAUGAGAGGGCAGUUCAAAGGUCUCAAAUCACUAGUCACAAAAGAAAACCCUAAAGCUUUUUAUGUAUGGUGCUGCUCUCACAGGUUCGCCCUUGUUGUAGAGCAGUCCCUUGAUAUAUGCUGUCAAAUGAGGAAUUUGUUUUCAUUCUUGGAAGAUUUGUAUGUUUUCAUGUCAGGCCACAGGAGACACCACCUUUUGCUCGAAAAUCUAGAAAAGGGGGAAAAAAGAAGCAAGAGACGCUUAAAAAGAGUACAGACUACUCGUUGGUCGAGUAAAACUGACGCCCUUCAAACCAUUGUGAGUUGUUUUGAAACAAUAAGAGAUACAUUGCAAGAUUUGUCGACUGACAAGAAUUCUGACAACAACGCCAAAGACAAAGCAAUAGGCCUCCUAAAGCAAAUGACAGAUUUUGAAAAUAUAAGCACAAUAUACAUAGCAUCUUCUUUGUUCAAAAUAUUGUCUCCCAUAACAAUUUGUUUUCAGUCACCUACCAUUGAUUACAAUAUAGUCCCAAAAGUUAUUAAAGAAACACAGGAAAAACUGGCGUUCAUGCGCCAAGAUUCGGCGUGGGAAAAGAUUGAAAGUGGC